Messenger RNA from Anoplophora glabripennis (Asian longhorned beetle), 1599 nucleotides. RefSeq names its product jerky protein homolog-like. The transcript is spliced from 4 exons. The coding region runs from base 1 to 1599 and encodes 532 amino acids. Gene Ontology annotation, molecular function: DNA binding. Lineage: Eukaryota; Metazoa; Arthropoda; Insecta; Coleoptera; Cerambycidae. Gene Ontology annotation, cellular component: nucleus. The record is from RefSeq and is a predicted model, not a curated record.
AUGUCGACGCCAAAACGCAAAAGAGUCGUUAUUUCUCUUCAAAAAAAGUUGGAGGCACUAGAGAGAAUACGUAAAGGUGAAUCAUUGAAGAAAUUAGCAUCUGAAUUAGGAGUUGGAGAAAACACAGUUGGUGAUUGGAAGCGAAACCGCAAUAAACUAGAGCAGUGGAAGGAGAAAACAUCAUCAACCGGGACAUCAUCGCUAAUUGAACGAAAAUCCAUGAAAUCAAGUGACUAUGAAAAAUUGGGAGAUGCGUUAUUUUUAUGGUUUACACAACAGCGUGAUAAGGGAGCUCCGUUCUCUGGACCAAUUCUACAAGCGAAAGCAUUAUCACUGCGCACUCUUUUCCCGGAGGAAACGAAACAAUUCACAGCAAGCCAAAGCUGGCUCGAUAGAUGGAAAAAGAGGCAUGAUAUACUUCAGCCCAAUAUUUGUGGUGAGAAGCUAUCUGCAGACAACUCUGCCCCAGCCAAAACCCUAGCAUCACAACAAGAAACAUCAGCUCCUGGUUACAAACGUAGCAAAGAAAGGGUAACAAUUUUAGCAUGCAGCAAUGCUUCUGGUAGUCACAAAUUGCCCCUCAUGAUGAUUGGAAAAUCUGCCAAGCCUAGAGCUUUUAAAAAUCUUUCACCAACAGCCAUGCCCGUUUACUAUAGAAACCAAAGAAGUGCAUGGAUGGAUUCAAAACUCUUCAAAGCAUGGUUCUAUGAAGAAUUUGUUACUCAAGUGGAGCAACAUUUGAAAAAAAUGAAACUGUCUAGAAAAGCAUUACUGCUACUGGACAAUGCUCCAUCGCAUCCAAGUGAAGAUGAGUUAUGUAGCGAGGACAUCAAAGUGCUUUUUUUUCCGCCAAACGUUACAUCAUUGAUCCAACCAAUGGAUCAAGGAGUAUUGGAAAAUCUAAAGCGCAACUACAGAUUUUGCCUAUUAAAAUCGUUUUUGGAAGCGUUAGAAAAUGGUGAGGACUUAACGACUCAUUUAAAAAAGGUGAAUCUUAAGGACGUGAUGUUUUGGCUAGCCCAAUCGUGGCAUGAAAUGAAACCUGAAACUUUGAUGAAGUCAUGGCGCAAAACUGUCGAUUUUUCGAAAGACAAUCUCUCUGUUGAGGCACCUGUACUCCCGUUGCUUGAGAUGGCGAGGUCACUACCGAGUGAGGACCCCUUAACAGAAAAUGAUGUCGAAGAGUGGAUCAGAGGAGAUGAUGUGGAAUUGGAUUACACUGAUGAAGAGAUUGCGUCAAUCGUUCAAGAACGCCAACGCAUUGAAGAAUCAAGUUCUGAUGAAGAAAUAAUUUUUCAGAAACUUUCUCAUUCGGAAGAUUUAGCUGCAUUUGAAACUGCCUUAGCUCAUGUGGAGCAGCAAAACGAAGCAACGCCAGCAGACAUUUUUCUCAUGAAAAAAUGGAGACAUUGCUCAUUAGAUGUUACUGAGUACGGGUGGCUACUUGAGGAAAGUUCUCUUUCAUUCGAAUGGUUUGACGGUGAAGAACUCCCAGAAACCAUUGGUGAUAUACUUUUAAAUGAUGAAGAUGAAGCUUUAAAUGAUGAAGAGGCCAAUGAUGAUCAGAAGCCAGUGAAUCUGCUCGUUACAACAACAUGA